CGCGGGGCCGCGGCGCAUGCGCGCACUUUCGGUUCUGGCUGCCCGUGCUGUGGCGUGGGGAGCGACCGGGGCUGUGCAGGCGCCGCGGGCGGGGGUCGGCGCGAUGGCUCCCGUGCUGAACCUCAACAACGAGGUUGUGAAGAUGAGAAAAGAUGUGAAGAAGGCCAGAGUCCUGACUAUUCGCAGACUAACCAGACACAUCGGGAAAUUAAAGUUGAAAAAGGGCUCAGAAGACUUGAAAUUAAAGAACCAAAAACGAGUUGACAGAUUAAUAGAAGAAAUCCAUGCAAUGAAGGAAAUAAAGCCAGAUGAAGUUACCCGACUUGCUCUUAGGACUGAAGUUAAUUUUGAAAGUGUCUGCAGAAAGCCAAAUUGUACUGCAACUGAGCGAGCGAUGGCACGACUUGCAACACAUCCAACCUUAAAGCCCAGAUUUGUUGAACUUAAAGCUGCUGUAAAAGCUUUUAAGGAUGCAAGAAAGAACCCAGACAAAGCCACUCCUUUGAAAAAGGCUAAGUCAGAAGAACAGCCUAAAGCAGCACAACAUUUCAAUAACAACUUGGAUGACCAAGCUCCUAAACUAGCUCAAAAACAGCAAGGAUGUGGACACAAAACAAAACUGAGUAUGAAAAUAGAGACUGACAGGGUGGCUGAAGAACUUUGUGAGAGUGCAUCUGAGCAGAAAACUUUGGAAAUGGAGAAAGCAUAUGCUCCAGAAGAAUCUUCAUUUCAGGCAGUAGAAAUGCAAAUAGUCACUGAGAACAAAACAGAAAAAAACCGUAGCUAUCAAAAAAGGAAAGAAAAUACGAGUAUCAACAAAUUAAAUGCAAUAAUAGAGAAAAUGGGUGAUAGUGACCAGGAGCAUCCUAGUGAAAAGGAAUACUUUGAUGAUAGUACUGAAGAAAGGUUUUAUAACGAGUCAUCAGAUUCUGACAGUGACAGCAAUGAUGAUUUCUUCAUUGGCAAAGUAAAAAGAAAGAAAAAAACAGCAGCAGUAACUAAUCCUUCUUCAACAAAAGAUAAAGAUAGACUUCAGAAAAAUGUAGUGAAGAAAGAAAAGAGCACAGUUCCUGGGACAGCACAAGAUUUGAUCAUGGAAGAAAGAAAGCCACCUGCAAAAGCAGUCAGGCUAGAAUCAGUGUUCUGCAGUUCCUUGUCGACCUCUAAUCAGAAAUCUCAAACCAGAAAAAGAAAUCCUAAAGACCAGCCACUCAAAAAUGGAAGAACAGGUUUUCUUAAAAGUGAACCACAGCUGAAGAAACAACCAUUUGCAAAAGCUUCAGGUAUUAAAUGUGACAAUAAGAAAGCAUGUUUGGAGCAGCCUCUUCAUCCUUCAUGGGAAGCAAGCAGGAGACGCAAAGAGCAAGUGUCUCAAAUUACAGCAUUCCAGGGAAAAAAGAUCAAAUUUGAUGACUAGAUUAUAUGUAAAUUCAGGUUUAAAAAAAAAAAAAAAAAAAAAAAAAGAUUUUUGCAACUGCUGUUUGAACAUUUUUGUUUUACUGUCCAUAUCCUUUGCAACCUAUAAAACUGCAACUGCUAUAUCUUACCAUCUAGAAUAAUCAAGAUUGCUUCAUUUAUUCUGUGUGCUGUCUGUGGAUUAAUGUAAUGGCCAUGUGGUGUUGGUUCAUAAGUUCCAUUGCAUAGUCCCCCCAUUUAUGAAAUACACUCUAACAAUUUAAUGUUUUUUAGGAACAUCAUUUUUGCCCUAUAGGAAUAGUACAGGUUCUUUGGAGCUUUUUUUUUCUAAUGUAAAAAUGUAUUUUAUAUGUGGAUUUGGAUUGUCAAAUAAAUCUCAACUGGGGAAAAGUAAGAGAUUCUUGAACUUGAACAGACCUCAAAAAUUCAUGAAUGUACCAAGUAGCUGGAAAAGCUGAUCACCUGUAAGCAUGAUAUGAAAAUUUCUGGAGAUCAAUUAAAUAUUGUCCUUUUAAACUGUGAUCUCUGUCCUCUGAUUAUACUGCCAAUUUGAAGAACCAAAAGAGUGUCUUUAAUACUUUGUUCUGGUAGUUACAGCUGGGUCCUUUAUCAUGUGCAGCUUGUACUUUGUGAAAGAAUAUGAAAAAUUAAAGCGUCUUUGUACAUUAAGAAA
Pseudopipra pipra is the source of this 2089-nucleotide messenger RNA. It is a transcript of the gene SRFBP1, whose product is annotated as serum response factor binding protein 1. Gene Ontology annotation, cellular component: nucleus; 90S preribosome. The transcript is spliced from 8 exons. NCBI's taxonomy places the organism in Eukaryota, Metazoa, Chordata, Aves, Passeriformes, Pipridae. The record is from RefSeq and is a predicted model, not a curated record. Gene Ontology annotation, biological process: maturation of SSU-rRNA. Bases 17 to 1417 code for a protein of 466 amino acids.